Messenger RNA from Acanthosepion pharaonis, 4398 nucleotides. The record is from the annotation of a GenBank genome assembly. NCBI's taxonomy places the organism in Eukaryota, Metazoa, Mollusca, Cephalopoda, Sepiida, Sepiidae.
AUGGAAAAUACUCGAUUUUCUUCCUUUCUCUUUUUAUUUAGUAGUACUCGAUUUUCUUUUAUUACUUUCUCUUUUUCUUUCUCAUUACUCGAUUUUCUUUUUUUUCUUUUUUUAUUACUCAGUACUCGAUUUUCUUGCUUUUUCUUUUUUAUUACUCAGUACUCGAUUUUCUUCCUUUCUCUUUUUUUUCUUGUACUCGAUUUUCUUUUUUCUCUUUUAUUACAUAGUACUCGAUUUUUCUUUACUUUUUUUCUUCCUUUCUCUUUUAUUACAUCUCGAUUUUCUUCCUUUUCUUUUUAUUACAUAUUACUCAUUUUCUUUUCUCUCUUUUUUACUCAGUACUCAUUUUCUUGCUUCUUUUUUAUUACUCAGUACUCGAUUUUCUUGCUUUCUUUUUUUAUUAAAUAUUUUUUUUCUUGCUUUCUCUUUUUAUUACUUUUCUUUUUAAUCAUUUUUUCUUCCUUUCUCUUUUUAUUACUUACUCGAUUUUCUUUUUUCUUUUAUUACAAUACUGAUUUUUCUUUUCUUUUUUUAUUACUUUUUUCGAUUUUCUUGCUUUUUUUUUACUUAGUACUCGAUUUUCUUUCUUUCUUUUUUUAUUACUCUUUUUUUUUUCUACUUAGUACUCGAUUUUCUUGCUUUCUUUUUAUUACUCAGUACUUGAUUUUCUUUCUUUUUUUUUACUUAGUACUCGAUUUUCUUUCUUUCUCUUUUAUUACUCAGUUCUUUUUCUUGCUUUCUCUUUUUAUUACAUAUUUCGAUUUCUUGCUUUCUCUUUUUAUUACUCAGUAUUCGAUUUUCUUGCUUUCUCUUUUUAUUACUCAGUACUCGAUUUUCUUGCUUUCUCUUUUUUUUUACUUUUCGAUUUUUUUGCUUUCUCUUUUAUUACUCAGUACUCGAUUUUCUUGCUUUCUCUUUUUAUUGCUAAGUACUCGAUUUUCUUGCUUUCUCUUUUUUAUUACUCAGUAUUAUUAUCUUCCUUUCUCUUUUUAUUACAUAUACUCGAUUUUCUUGCUUUUUUAUCUUUUUCUUACUCAGUACUCGAUUUUCUUCCUUUUCUCUUUUUAUACUCGAUAUUAUUCUCUUUUUAUUUUUAUUUCUUCUUUUUUAUUUAGUAUUUUUCUUCUUUCUCUUUUUAUUAUUCUACUCGAUUUUCUUGCUUUCUCUUUUUCAGAUUAUACUCGAUUUUCUUCCUUUCUUUUUAUUACUUUACCGAUUUUUCUUCAUUCUUUUUUUUGCUCUUUUAUCAUUCUCUCUGCAAUACUCUUCUUCAGAUUUUUUCUUCCUUUCUCUUUUUAUUUUAUCGAUUUUACCUUUCUGUUUUCUUACAUAGUAUUUCUUUUUUUCUCUUUUUUUUACUCUGUAACCAAUUUUCUUCUUCCUUUUUACUUAUCGAUUUUCAUCCUUUCUCUUUUUAUUACUCUCUCUACUCGAUUUUUCUUCUUUCUCUUUUUAUUUCAUCCCAUCUCUUUUUCCUUUCUCUUUUUGUCUUCUUCAUAUUUUCAUCUUUCUCUUUUUUCUUUCUGUAUUCGAUUUUCUUUCUUCUUCAGAUUACAUAGUACAUCCUUUUCUCUUUUUUUUCAUUUCUUUUCUUCCUUUUCUCUUUUUAUUACAUAUUACUCGAUUCAUCUUCCUUUCUUUUAUUACUUUCUGUACUUCUUUUUUUCUUCUUUUUUAUUCUUUUCUUUCUCUUUUUAUUACUCAGUAUUUUUCUUGUUUCUCUUUUAUUAUUACUCAUUUUCUUGCUUUUCAUUUUAUCUCUGUAAUUUUUUCUUCUUCAUAAUCGAUUUUGUUUUUUCUUUUUUAUCAUUUUUUCUUUUUCUCUUUUUAUUACUCAGUACAUUUUCUUUUUCUCUUUUAUUACAUAGUAUCUUUUUCUUACUUAGUUUUAUUCUUAUUUUUCUUGCUUUUUUUACUUUUUUUCUUUUUAUGUCUUCUUUAUUAAAAAUACUCAUUUUUCUUCCUUUUUAUUUUAUUCUUACUCUGAUUUUCAAUGUCUUCUUUUUUAUUACAUAUUCUUUCAUCCUUUCUCUUUUUAUUACAUUCUCGAUUUUCUUCCUUUCUCUUUUUAUUCUUCAGUAUUCGAUUUUCUUCCUUUCUUUUUUAUUACUCAGUACUCGAUUUUCUGUCUUCUUUUUAUUACUCAGUACUCGAUUUUCAUCUUUCUUUUUUAUUCUGUGCCCAAUACUCGAUUUUCUUCCUUUCUUUUUUAUUAUUCUCGAUUUUCUUGCUCUCUCUUUUAUUACAUUCUCUUUUUGUUUCUUAUUCGAUUUUCAGUACUUCUUUCUUCCUUUCUCUUUUAUUUUACUCGAUUUUCUUGUCUUCUUCAGUUACUCAGUCUCAUCCUUUUCUUGCUUUCUCUUUUUGUCUUCUUCAGUUACUCAAUUUUCUUGCUUUCUCUUUUAUUACUCAGUACUCUGUGCCAAUGUUGCUUCUUCUUUUUAUUUUCUCAUCCUUUCUCUUUUUUCUUUCUUUCUUCUUUUUUAUUACAUAGUACUCGAUUUUCUCUUCCUUUCUCUUUUUAUUACAUUCUCUCUUUUUCUUGCUUUCUUUUUUUAUUACUUACUCGAUUUUCUUGCUUUCUCUUUUUUCAUUCUCUCUUCUUGCUUUCUCUUUUUCACUCAGUUCUCGAUUUUUCUUUUUCUCUUUUCUAAUCUAUACUCGAUUUUCUUCCUUUCUCUUUUAUUAGUACUCGAUUUUCUUCCUUUCUCUUUUAUUACAUAUCGAUUUUCAUCCUUUCUUUUUUUUUAUUACUCUGUCUACUCGAUUUUCUUCUUCCUUUUUUAUUACUCAUCCUUUCUCGAUUUUCUUGCUUUUCUUUUUUGUCUUCUUUUUUCUUGCUUUCUCUUUUAUCACUUCUCUACUCGAUUUUUCUUGUUUUUUAUUACUCAUCUCUUUUUCUUUUUUUCAUUCUCUCUGUACUCGAUUUUUCUUCUUUUCUUUUUUACUCAGUACUUUCUUUUUUUACUUUCUCUUUUCCAAUUCUUCUUCAGAUUCAUUUUCCUUUCCUUUUCUUACAUAGUACUUUUUCUUGCUUUCCUUUUCUUUACUCAGUACUCGAUUUUCUUCCUUUCUCUUUUUAUUACUCAGUACUCGAUUUUUUCUUCUUUCUUUUUUAUUACUCAUACUCGAUUUUCUUGCUUUCUCUUUUUUAUUACUCAGUACUCGAUUUUCUUCCUUUUCUCUUUUUAUUACAUAGUCUCAUUUUCUUCCUUUCUUUUUUAUUACAUAGUACUCGAUUUUCUUGCUUUCCUUUUUUAUUACUUCAUGUUUCUUUUUUAUUACUCAGUAAUCGAUUUUCUUUUUCUCUUUUUUAUCACUCAGUUGCCUUUUCUUCCUUUCUUUUUUCAUUACUCUCUACUCGAUUUUCUUUUUCUCUUUUUCCUUUCUGAGUACUUUUAUCAUUUUUCUUUUGCUUUUCUUUUUUAUUACAAAGUAUCUUUUCUUGCUUUCUCUUUUUAUUACUCAGUUUCUUUUCUUAAUUUCUUUUUUUAUUACUCAUUCUUUUCUUUCUUUCUCUUUUCAUUUAGUACUCGAUUUUCUUGCUUUCUUUUUUUUUUCUCAUUUUCUUUUUUUUACUCAUACUGGAUUUUCUUUCAUCUCUUUUUUUUACUUACUCUUUUCUUUAUUUCUCAUUUAUUACUCUUUCUUUUUUUCUUCCUUCUCUUUUUUUUUAGCACUUUUUCUUGCUUUCUCUUUUUAUUCUCAGUACUCGAUUUUCUUUUUCAUUUUUACGCAGUACUCCACAUUUUCUUUCUCUUUUUUUUUCUCGAUUUUCUUUCUCUUUUUUUAUUAUUCAUCUUUUUUCCUUUCCCUUUUUCUUUCUUUUCAGUUUUCAUUUUCUCUUCAUUUAUUUUUUUUUUUAUUCAUCUUUCUUUCUUUUUCUUUCUUUUCUUUUUUUCUUUUAUUUUCCUCAAUUUUCUUUUCCUUUCUUUUUUCCCUCAUUUCUUCUUUUUUCUUUUUUUUUUUUUUUUUUUCCCUUUUUUCAUUUUUUCAAAUCUUUUUUCUUCCUUUUUCUCCCUUUCUUUUUUUUGCCUUAAAACUUCUUUCUUUUUUUUUUGUUUUCAAAUAUCAAUUCUCUCUUUUUUUUCUUUCUUUUCCAAAUCUUUUUCUUUUUUUUUUUUCUUUCUCAAAUGUCACUUUUUUUUGUUUCGUUUUUUCAUUUUUCCUUUCUUUCCCAAAUUCAUUUUUUCUUUCUUUCUUUUUUUUUCUUUCUUUUUUUUAUUUCUUUCCUUUCUUUUCUUUUUCCAACUAUUUCCUUUCUCAUCCAUUUUUUUCUUUCUUUUUUUUAUCAUUCUCUUUAUCAAAUUCGUUUUUUUUUUCUUUCUUUCUUCUUUAUUUCUUUUCAAUUGUUCCAUUUUUCUUUCUUUAAAAGAAAAUUCUUUUUCUUUACAAUGA